Elephantulus edwardii (Cape elephant shrew) is the source of this 1239-nucleotide messenger RNA. It is a transcript of the gene MLH3, whose product is annotated as mutL homolog 3. Gene Ontology annotation, biological process: mismatch repair. Gene Ontology annotation, cellular component: mismatch repair complex. Gene Ontology annotation, molecular function: ATP binding; ATP hydrolysis activity; ATP-dependent DNA damage sensor activity. Lineage: Eukaryota; Metazoa; Chordata; Mammalia; Macroscelidea; Macroscelididae. The transcript has 11 exons. The record is from RefSeq and is a predicted model, not a curated record. Bases 1 to 1239 code for a protein of 412 amino acids.
AUGAGUCAUGUAGAAGAUUCCCAGGGUGACCAAAAUGAAACUUGUUUUCAGAGUGAGGAAGCUGAAGCUUGCUUGAAAAAUGAAGACUCAAGCACACGUUCUUUGGAUUGGCAGCAACAGUUUGAUGUCACGCUGGGAAGGAUGGUUUACAUCAACAGAGUAACUGGACUUAGCACAUUCAUUGCUCCUACAAAGGACUCUGAGGCAGCUUGUAUGAAAGAUCUGACCACUGUGGCUGUGAAUGUUGUCCUUGAAAAUGGGUUUCAGUACAAGUGUUACCCUUUUAGAAGCGACCUUGUUCUUCCUUUCCUCCCUAGAGCUCGGGAAGAGAGGACUGUGGUGAGACAGAAUAACAAAGAUACUGUGGAUAAUGCUUCAGGUGGUGAAUCACUUCAGUCUUUGUUCUCAAAAUGGGACAAUCCAGUAUUUGCCCAUUAUCCAGAGGUUCUCCAGCAAGUGGAUAACAAGUUUAUUGCCUGCUUAAUGAGCACUAAGACUGAAGACAUUGGUAAGACAGGUGGAAACCUGCUUGUACUAGUGGACCAGCACGCUGCCCAUGAGCGUGUCCGUUUGGAACAGCUUAUAAUUGAUUCCUAUGAGAAGCAACAGCCACAAGGCACUGGUCGGAAAAAGCUACUGUCUUCUACUAUCAGUCCGCCACUAGAAAUAACAGUGACAGAAGAGCAAAGAAGAUUAUUAUGGUGUUACCACAAAAACCUGGAAGAGCUGGGCCUUGAUUUUAUAUUUCCAGACACUAGUGAUUCUGUAGUCCUUGUGGGGAAAGUACCACUCUGUUUUGUAGAAAGAGAAGCCAAUGAACUUCGAAGAGGAAGAUCAACUGUGGCCAAGAGUAUUGUGGAGGAAUAUAUUCGAGAACAGGUGGAGUUACUCCAGACCACAGGAGGCAUCCAGGGGACUUUGCCAUUGACUGUCCAGAAGGUGUUGGCAUCUCAGGCCUGCCACGGGGCCAUUAAGUUUAAUGAUGGGCUGAGCCUAGAGGAGAGCCAUCGCCUGAUUGAAGCUUUGUCCUGGUGCCAGCUGCCAUUCCAGUGUGCUCAUGGGAGACCUUCCAUACUGCCGUUGGCCGACAUAGACCAUUUGGAGCAGGAAAGACAGAUUAAGCCCAAUCUUGCUAAACUUUGUAGAAUGGCCCGGGCCUGGAGUCUCUUUGGAAAAGCAGAACGCUGUGAUACAAGACAGACUCUGGAGGCACCCGUACCUCCCUGUGAGCCAACAUGA